AUGGACACGGAAGAGGCCAUCCUAGCUCGGCACCGUGCUGAGAAGAAGGAUCUACAAAAUAAAAUCGCAGGAAUGAAGAAGCAAGCCACAAAAUCUAAGAGGAAGCAAGUCAAUUCGCGCUGCGAAGAACUCGAACAUGACUUAUUACAAAGGCAAGAAAAAGAGCUACAAACAUUUAGAAACGAAGGUUCGUCCGACAAGCAAGCUUCGAAUGAGCCUCUACAGGAAAGCUCAGAUGACGAAAUAACACCUGAAAAACUUCUGGCACAGCUGGAACUUGGCGUCAGCGCUCAAAACUCGCCAUCUGUUGACGCUGAUAAACAGCAAACCGCUCCACAGCCCAAGAAACGCCGCAAUAGGCAAAAGGAGCGGCUAGCAAAACGCGAUGCAGAGAUGGCCAGAAUCCGCGAAGCAGCCGCCCAAGAGGCAGCUGUGCAACCAAACCUGAAGCAAAUAGAGCAAGACGCCCUAGAUCAACUUUGCGAUGUCAAAGGCGUAAAACAGUUUGACAUCAAACCUGAUGGCCAUUGUCUUUUUGCAUCGAUUUUAGACCAGGUUUGGCUUCGCCAUCCAACUGACGCACAAUAUUUUAUACCGUCAGGAUACGACGGGCCCCAUCUCCCAAGAGAUCUUGAUGUUCGCGCCCUACGAUCUUUGUCUUCAAACUACAUUAGACAAUACAGGGACGACUUUGUGCCCUACCUGUUUGACGAAGCGACCAUGUCUAUUAAAGAUGUCGAUGAUUAUACCAAAACAAUGGAGGAGACUGCUCAGUGGGGUGGUGAAGUUGAGCUCUUAGCGCUCGCAAAAGUGCUCAAGUGCUGCAUUAGCGUUAUGAUGAGUGGGAGAGCCACCCAUAUGAUAAAUGAGCAAGAAGUUGCCAAUCCUGAACUUAAGUUGGUUUAUUACAAGCAUAGCUUCGCAUUAGGCGAGCACUAUAAUUCUUUACAUGAUAGUUAA
Lachancea thermotolerans CBS 6340 is the source of this 960-nucleotide messenger RNA. RefSeq names its product deubiquitinase OTU2 (gene OTU2). Bases 1 to 960 code for a protein of 319 amino acids. Gene Ontology annotation, molecular function: cysteine-type deubiquitinase activity. Gene Ontology annotation, biological process: protein deubiquitination. The record is from RefSeq and is a predicted model, not a curated record. Lineage: Eukaryota; Fungi; Ascomycota; Saccharomycetes; Saccharomycetales; Saccharomycetaceae. The transcript has a single exon.